UAUACCGAGUUCUAUUGUACAUUAAUUAAACAAUUAAUUAUCUCUUGUACAUGUAAUUAAACGAUUAAUUAUUUACAAAAAACCACAUAAACGUGGCGAGGGCGUCGAGGCUCACGAUCACAGUAGUCGCUGAAAGAGUUAAGAACCCGAGGCAACUAGAGCCAAAAAUGAAUCCUAGCCGUCGGAUCAGCCAUUUUUUAAUCCCACCAACCGCCGCGAUCAAUUUAUAAUCACUUUCUCUUUGUUUAUUAUAAUAACUAAUUACCUAAGACGUCUUAAGUGGGGAGGGAGAGAGAAACAAUGUUGGAGGUAGAGAGAGGAACAAUGGGUUUUAGAGAUAGAGAGAGAGAGAGAGGAGGGUAGGAGGGGCAAUGAAGCUGCUGUAAUUGUCGUGGCGACAUCGGAUAUGAGCACGGAGUAAGACAUGCUCUGAAUCACCUGUGUCGUUUUGCGCCUCUUAACCGCGUCUCAUCAGUUCCCUCUUUUUCCUCUUCCUUCCUCUCCUCUCUCUCUCUCUCUCUCCCUCUCUCUCUCUCUAUUUCUACUUUUACUCUCUUAGCUCGCCAUUCUCUGUGCGCGUGCUCUGUUCUUAUAGAGAAAGUAAAGGGGCGAAGGGGAGAAGACGACUUCCGGCCGUAGGAGUGGAAGUUUCCCUGCUUCGGAGAUUUUGAGGCGGAGGUGUUUGUAGAAAAGAAGCAGGGGAAGAUGAGGGUCAGUGGGAGAGGGUAAUACCAGAAAGACAGGGAAGGAAAGAUAGGCGCGUAUGGCCGCAGCAGAGGAGAUGUUGGUGUCGAGCAAGGAUGGAGAGGAGGAACCCAGCAUUGACACCGACAAGCUUAGCUACGAGAUAUUCUCCAUUCUCGAGAGCAAGUUUCUAUUCGGGUACGACGAAGCUCACCAGCUCUGUGUUCCGAAAUCGCCGGCCGCUGCAUCUACUAUCUCCGAUAGCGCCGCAGCGAUCAAAUCUCAGAGAGGAAAGGUAUGUAUCCUCAGCAUCGAUGGCGGCGGUGGGGUGGGAAUGCGCGGCAUUCUCCCUGGUAAAGUUUUAGCAUACCUGGAGAAAGCACUUCAAUCGAAGUCCGGCGAUUCGAAUGCUCGGAUCUCCGACUACUUUGAUCUCGCUGCCGGAACUGGAGUUGGGGGUUUCUUCACCGCUAUGCUUUUCGCCACUCGCGACAACUCUCGCCCUGCUUUCCGCGCAGAAGACACCUACCGCAUCCUCGUGGAUAAAGGUCGUCGCUUUUACCGUAAGCGUUCUUCUUCAUCUCCGGCGCUCCUCCGUUGCGUCUUCCCGAGCGGUUGUCGUAGGGUAAUGGCUGAAAUGACGAAAGCAAUGGAGAUGGCGAUGAAGGAAACGUUCGGGGAAUCGCUCACGCUCCGUGAUACGUUGAAACCAGUGCUCAUUCCCUGCUACGACCUCCAUAGCUCGGCUCCCCUCGUCUUUUCCCGCGCUGACGCGUUAGAAAACGAGAGCUUUGAUUUCCGACUCUGGGAAGUUUGCAGGGCAACGUGGGCGGAGCUAGGCCGCUUUGAGCCGAUUGAUAUGCUGUCGGUGGAUCGCUCCACCCACUGCAUAGGCAUCGACGGCGGCCUAGCGAUGAGCAAUCCGACAGCUGCGGCCAUCACUCACGUCCUCCACAACAAGCAGGAGUUCCCUUUCGUGCGUGGAGUCGAGGAUCUCAUGGUUCUCUCCCUCGGCUGCGGGGCAGCCGCCGCAGCUUCAUUGCCGAAAACCUCCGGCAGCCGUUUAGAGCAUCAGAAGCUCCGGCGAUGGGGAGCGAAGGAGUGGGCUCGUCCAAUAGCCCGUAUAUCUUCCGACGGCGCCGCCGAUCUCGUCGACCAUGCGGUUUCGUUGGCCUUCGGAGAGUGCCGGAAUGCAAACUAUAUGCGUAUUCAGGCGAACGGCCCAAGUGCAGGGAGAUGUGGAGCUGAUGUCGACAGUGAUCCAAGCUCUGCAAAUGUGAACGUUCUGCUGAAUGUUGCAGAGGAGAUGCUGAAGCAGAAAAAUGUGGAAUCUGUUCUGUUUGGGGGAAGAAGAAUCAGCGAGCAGACUAAUAUGGAGAAAUUGGAUUGGAUUGCAGGGGAGCUUGUGCUCGAGCACCAGAGGCGGAGCUGCCGGAUUGCUCCCACUGUAGCCUUCAAGCAAUCUCCGAAGCUCAAAACUGGGAUUUUUCCUGAGUAGCCCUUUAUCGAUCCUUCUGGUGUUAUUUGCUGGAUCCUGUGCUUUUUUCUUUCAAAGAUGAUUUGCAUGCAUAUCCCUCAAUUCUUGUGUAUUGACCUCUCCAAC
Messenger RNA from Phalaenopsis equestris, 2287 nucleotides. Its product is annotated as patatin-like protein 6. The coding region runs from base 764 to 2182 and encodes 472 amino acids. Gene Ontology annotation, biological process: lipid metabolic process. The transcript has 3 exons. The record is from RefSeq and is a predicted model, not a curated record. NCBI's taxonomy places the organism in Eukaryota, Viridiplantae, Streptophyta, Magnoliopsida, Asparagales, Orchidaceae.